Messenger RNA from Geosmithia morbida, 363 nucleotides. Its product is annotated as Complex 1 protein (LYR family). Lineage: Eukaryota; Fungi; Ascomycota; Sordariomycetes; Hypocreales; Bionectriaceae. The transcript has a single exon. The record is from RefSeq and is a predicted model, not a curated record. Gene Ontology annotation, biological process: mitochondrial proton-transporting ATP synthase complex assembly. Bases 1 to 363 code for a protein of 120 amino acids. Gene Ontology annotation, cellular component: mitochondrial matrix.
AUGUCCACGUCGGCUCCCCGUCUCCGGUCGCUGUACCGCUCUCUCCUCCGGGAACUCCCACCACGUCCUGUCCUGUCCCUACCGCGCGCGCCCGUGCACGGCCGACUCCGCGAUUCGUUCGCCGCCUCUCCCGGCUCCGACUCUGCCACAUCGAAAUCGGCCGACUCUACGACGGCGCGACGACCCCCUGCACACGUUGAGGCCGCCCGCGCCCACCAGCUGGCCACGUAUCUGCGCUCGCAGCGGUCCUACGUCAACCUCAUCGAGAGGUACAACCCCGGUAUCAACAUGGAGGACGAGGAUCGGAUCCGUCUCACGGCUCGGAGGGUGGGAAUGGAUAUGCCUGAGGAGUACAAGAAAUAG